Messenger RNA from Schistosoma spindalis, 3369 nucleotides. The record is from the annotation of a GenBank genome assembly. NCBI's taxonomy places the organism in Eukaryota, Metazoa, Platyhelminthes, Trematoda, Strigeidida, Schistosomatidae.
AUGAUCCUCUAUCAAAGAAUUUCAACAGAUUUGAUCAUUAUACUGAUUCAUACUGUUUCUCAUGGAUCAUUUGAACAAUCCACUAAAAUGUGUGAAAAUAAUUCAUCGAGCUGUGUUAAUGGUCACUGCAUUAAUGGAACGUGUGUAUGUAAUACAUGUUGGAUCGGGAAGACCUGUGAAGAACGAGUAUAUAGAAUUCCAAAAUUCACUCAGACAGUAUUCACCUUCGAAACCAAGUUUUCUAACUGGAUCAAUGGAAGUCUGAUUGGUAGUCUUUCUCUGAGUGAUGAAAACUCCUCCUUAGCAUCAUGUGGAAGUGUUCAAUUUAACAUUGUACCUCGUUCAAACUACUUACCAGUAGCUAUCGAUGGAUCAACUGGUAUUUUGAAAGUUAUUGCAAGUGAUUAUGAAACAAUCAAGAAUAAUCAUACCAUCACUUUUCAAGUGACAGUUAGGAAUGCAAAUACUUCACUAAAUAUAUCUGAUGAUGCAACGGUCAACAUUUUAAUUGAUGAAAAUUAUUCUGGAGAAGAAACAGGAAGUGAGAUGACUGCAGUCAAGAGGGGAGUCAUAGUUCCACCGGAUACUAUCCGUGUCACAUUUUCCAGAGUAUACAUCCAAGAUAAUCCAAAUUAUUGUCUGUUCGAUACAUGGUUUAUUGAUUCCAUAAUUGUCCUCCCACCUGGAAAUAAUAGUUUGAUCAUGAAAUUUUCUGGUCCGUCUAUAAAUAAUAUCUAUUACGGAUAUAUACAAUAUUUGUUUGCUUACUACAACGGUACAAAUAUAGCAAAUAAUUAUCCUGUGAAGUUUAGUAAUCUCACAUACUUGGACAAUAAUUCCUCGCCUUCGGAGUUCACAAUGACAAGUCAGAUAAGUGUUUCAUCCGCUCCUGCCAAUGAUUCAAACGACUUCAGUAUUAAGAUGCGAUUCCAAAUCGGUCUAUUUCCUGGAAUGUCGAUUCCAUCAAUAGGUACCAAUUUAACGGUCAAAAUGGAGACAUUGUUGACUCCAAAGAUUACCGUAGAUAUUCCCAUGAUAGUGUCCUCGAACUGUCCGAUUCAAUAUGAUUCAGUGAAUUUUACCAAGUGCCCAGGGCAAGUGGAAGUCGGUGGGGUUUAUGAAUAUUCUGUGGACUACUUUAUAAGCAGACCCAUUGGCGAUUACGUGUUCACAUUCACUACUGAUGAAUUUAGUGCUUCGAUUGGACAUAUGUCUUUGACGCUACCUAAAACAUUCUCUACAUACCCAGAAGGUUACAAAAUAGAUACGAAACAAUUCGUUGGUGAUAACUUCGUACUGACUACGAUUGGCUACGUUAGCGUUUCAAAUCUACAAAAUCCAGGUGUUUAUGACACAACCUUGCCGAUGACGAAUCGAUCAGUUCGUCUAAGAGUUUUUAUCCAGAUAUAUAAAACAAGUUUGGUAUCCGUUAUGUUUGAAGCAAAAAUCUCACCACUAGGUAAGAAUUCUACAGUGAAUUUUUGUGAGAGCCAACUCAUAGCAUUUGCAGGUCCUAAUUUGGUUGCGAAUAAUUUAUUGACAUUAAAGGAUACCUCAAUCGUGAAUCAAGCUGAAAAGUUACAAUUCUUUAAUCUUCAACUGAGUAUUCUGCCAUCUACGACAGCACGUUAUAGUAUUUAUAUAUAUACUAGUAGUAAACCACAGACGGAACCAUGUUCUGUGGAUUACUUGUUAACAGAAAAUAAUUCAACUAAGAAAAUCAGGCUAAUAACAGAAUACACUGUAUUGCAAGGGCGAAGAACAACAGGCACAACGAUAAUCGGUAUAUUUAGAAACAAUAACCCAUGGAAUGUUUUUUAUAAUUUCCAAAUCAGAUUGAAAUUAUUGUAUGAUACCACCUACGUCUUGGGUGAUACAAUACAACCGUACGUUCGGAUGUUUUCUGGAUCACUAACUGUAUGUAUUGUUAGAGCAAUACUUCCAAUAACGUCUAUGGAGCAACCCAUACCCACUACUCCUGUCUCUAAAACUCCUGUAGUUACUAUUGAAAAAAUCGAACCACGAAAUUCACAACCAACAGUAAACUUUAGUACAAUUGUAGAAGUUCGAGUGAAAUUCGUUGAAGACUUUGUCUACAUGCCAAUAACUUUUCAGCUACAAGUAAAUACGAAUGAAGCAAUAAUAAUCAGACAAAGUAUUCAAACAAUUGGAUAUCUAUUAAAAUCUGUAGCACUUGUGGGCUAUGAUUUUUCUGUUAAACCUAAUUUGGCUAGAUUGCAAAUAAAUUCGGUGUACUUCAAUGAAUCAUGUGCAGAUGCUCAGUGUGAUAUUGCAAUGCGUUAUUCGAUAAUUCCAAUCACCACGAAGCCUUUAAUAAUCACAUCAACAUUUACCUCUGGUGUAUCCAGUUUUACGAAAACAUUAACUAUCACUCCACGAGCUAACUAUUCUACUGUGUUGUCAUCAAGUCAGGUUCCAGGAGUUGAUCUAAUUUCAAUUGAUUCAAAAGCAGUCAGAAAUCAAGUUAUACCGAACUAUUUAACAUCACUGAAGUUAACGCUAACUCUGAAACCAAAUGUAUGGCAGACGAUAUAUUUUCAACUUUAUGCUCCAGGUGCCUACCAAGAAUACAUAUUAGUCAAGCCAAUAAUGUUAAGCCAAUCAACAUCAUUGCCAUAUGUCAGCAUGGUUUCGAACUCUUUAGAAAAUAUGGUUUAUGUCAAUAUAGAAAAAGCUUAUUACGAAGGAAUUGCCACCGAUCAAACGAUUUCGGCAGCAAAUCAGUUAACUUACUAUGUCCCAAUGUUCACUGCAAAUUCUGUCAGACCACUGGUCAAUUUCACUUACAAUUUGACAGUUAAUUCGAUCUCUAUAUUUGGCAGCUUCAUAUUUACUACCACUACUCCAGCAGCAUUUAACACAAACCCUGGAAAUACUUGGACUUUAACUUAUCCAAGUACCACUGAUGUAUACAAACAAAUGUGUACUGGAGGACCGUUUGAAUUUAUAUUGAAUAUGUGUCCGGUUGAAAGACGUUGUUCAUUCUUUACAUACUGGAUCAACAGAAUGGUUAAUGGUAUUGCAGCUCUUAAUGUUACAAAAGUAGUUGUACAACAAGUUAAUCCAGAUGUGUGGUUAUCAACCUCGUUCUCUUUAAAUUUGACAUCUGAACGUAGUUAUGUGAGAGUGGAUUAUGGCCCAUCAUGUCUCAUCAAUCAAAAUCUUUAUUGUUCGCAAUUUAAACAUACUGUUUAUUUAAUGGGAGAUUGCAAUGUGACAACGACAAUAAACUAUGCUUUUCCAACAUUUGUUAAUAUCAGUGGGAGUACAAAAAAUUUUACCGCUACGACUAUGGUAUUUAAUGUAAUACCAAGUUUCCCGAUAUACACUAAAGUAAACUAUAAUUGA